UGCUUUUCAUCUGUUCCGCCUGUUUCUCCAUCAGUGCUCAGGCCCCAGGCUCUGGGGAGCUGAGUGGGGACGCAGGCCCAGAGAGAGCUGGACCCGGGGGUAUGUCACCCUCCAGGGAGGCUGAGGAAUCAUGGGACCUCAUCCUGCCCUGCGCAGCGGGACCUGUCAUGGAGAGAGAGGCAGAGCAGGUAACACCGGAGGAAGACUGAGAGCUGCUGGUGGGGAGUGGAGGUGCCGGCGGGAUUUGUCUUUCUUAAGAAAGCCCGGGGUCCAGAAGACAGUGCCCGAGGGAAGCCCUGUCUGUGAGCAGUCAGACCCUUCUGGUCCAGAGGAGAAGCUGCCCCUUCACCUGGACCUAUGACCCGCGGCUUCGUGCCCAGCCUGCCCAGCGAGUUCCACAAGAUGGGCUCCUUCCGCAGGCCCCGACCUCGUUUCAUGAGCUCCCCUGUGCUCAGCGAUCUCCCCCGAUUCCAGGCAGCGCGGCAGGCUCUGCAGCUGAGCUCCAACUCCGCCUGGAACAGCGUCCAGACGGCCGUGAUCAACGUCUUUAAGGGCGGCGGCUUGCAGAGCAAUGAGCUGUACGCACUGAAUGAAAACAUCAGGCGGCUGCUGAAGAGUGAGCUCGGAUCAUUCAUAUCUGACUAUUUCCAGAACCAGCUUCUUGCAAAAGGACUGUUGUUUGUGGAGGAGAAGAUUAAGCUGUGCGAAGGUGAAAAUCGCAUUGAGGUUCUGGCUGAAGUCUGGGACCACUUCUUCACUGAGACCCUCCCCACCCUGCAGGCAAUAUUUUAUCCAGUUCAGGGCCAGGAGCUGACCAUUCGCCAGAUCUCCCUGCUGGGCUUCCGUGACCUGGUCCUGCUGAAGGUGAAGCUGGGGGACUUGCUGCUGCUGUCCCCGUCGCGGCUGCCCUCGUCCAUCGUGCAGAUGCUGCUCAUUCUGCAGAGCGUUCAUGAGCCCACGGGCCCCAGUGAGGGUUACCUGCAGCUGGAGGAGCUGGUGAAGCAAGUCGUGUCCCCCUUCCUGGGCAUCAGCGAGGAGAGAGGCCUCCCAGGCCCCGCCUUUGCGCUGGCCCGGCGCCACUCCAGGGUCCGACCCAAGGCCAGUCUGCUGAACUCCGGCUCCCCGGUGCCAGCCGCCCGGCGACCCCCGCCCGACUCGGCGCUGAGCCCGCUCACGGAGCAGGAGGGCGAGGCCUACCUGGAGAAGUGCGGCAGCGUGCGGCGCCACACGGUGGCCAACGCGCACUCGGACAUCCAGCUGCUGGCCAUGGCCAGCGUCGCGCACCCGGGCCUGGGCGCCGAGCCGGGUGGCGGCGGCGGGGGGGAGGAGCGGCGCCUGCUGCGGCCGCCCAGCUUCCCCCCGGCCCACCGGCAGUGCUCCAGCGAGCCCAACAUCACCGACGGCCCCGACGCCUGCUGCCCGCUGGACCAGGCGGUGGGCGGCGAGCAGGAGGGCGCCGAGCUCAACUGUGCGUCCCUCAGCUGAGGCCCCGCCGCGGGCUCGCCCUGGCGAUGCCAGACUGAGGAUGGCGCUGUGCACCCUCUGUCCACCCACCGCCCCGUGCAUAGCCCAGGGACAAUGCUACUUUGCUCCUUUGGGGUGCGGGGUGGGGUGGAAUGAGGGUCCAGGCCUGCUCCGAGUGUCCUCGGGCCACAUCUGUUAUGAACCUCUCCCAGUUUGCGACUGUGACCAGCCCUGGGCACUCCUGCAGGCCUGCAUCUCUAUGUCCACUUGCUCCUGGCCAGCCUGGUCAGUGGACUCGCCGCCUCCUCUCUGUUGCUUUCUCCCUCUGCCCUUGAGACUGUCCCACGUACCCACCUGCCUGGCUACCGCUGAGGGUUGUGUGGGAUGCUUGUGGCUUUGGGGUACCCCUUUGGGUUGCUGUGAUGAGGGGGUCCACCUUCACUCCCUCCCGCCUCUGCUGCCCCUGGCUCUAUGUAGCGCCAAGGCUGCCACAGGCUGCCUCCUCCUCCCCCACCCCCACCCCCACGUGGUGCUGGAAUGCACCUUCCUAACUUUUGUUUCCCAAUGACUCUGGGGAGAGUCUCCCCUCUGGUGGGCUCUCCCCACCUCUGCCCAGAUCUCACGUGCUGCCUCCUCCAGGAAGAUGUCAGGCUUCCAGAGCUGGGAAUAGGCUCUUUCAUCAGUCUGGCAUCCCCUCCCUGUAUCCUCGUCCCCCUCACCGCCCCCCCCAUCUUCCAGGCUUCUUCCUAUGCCCAAGGAACUAACUUCCCUCUCCCUUUUCAGAAACCCUCCUUUUCCCUCUUUGGGGAGAUGGGCCACCUGAUGCCCACCAAUUAGUCUGUUCCUGGAUUUGACUUGAAUUUUUUUUUGUUAAUGUGCAUCAUUUCACACACACAAUUUGUUUGCAAAUAUUUGCACGCAAGCUCUUGCACUGUUCAUGCCCAUGGGUAUGUCUUCAGCCAGAAAGAUGAGCAAACUGGAAGACCAGAAGGG
This is a messenger RNA of Sorex araneus (European shrew), 2457 nucleotides long. It is a transcript of the gene PRR5L, whose product is annotated as proline rich 5 like. The record is from RefSeq and is a predicted model, not a curated record. The transcript has 9 exons. NCBI's taxonomy places the organism in Eukaryota, Metazoa, Chordata, Mammalia, Eulipotyphla, Soricidae. Gene Ontology annotation, cellular component: TORC2 complex. Gene Ontology annotation, biological process: TORC2 signaling. Bases 358 to 1485 code for a protein of 375 amino acids.